AUGGAGAUCAUAUGCAGAAACAUAACGAACACUUACUUUGACUAUAGAAAAGAAAUAAAAAGAAAAAAAAAUCGAUUUAAGUUAUCAGCAUAUGAACAGUUAGAAGAUGAAGAGUCAGGUAAGGAAAAUUUACUUCAAUGUGAGAAUAAUGAUAUUGAAAUGCAAGAGCAAAGUUUGUUACCUCCAAAUUGGAUUGAAGCAGUAGAGGAAUGUUCAGAAGACAUAAAUAAUAUAAGAAUGAAAUUAAUAGAAUUGCAAAAAUUGCAAAAAAAUAAAUUGCUCAAUGUUUUAAAUAAUGAUGAAAAGUUAGUUAGUAAUAUUAGUCAUAUAUCUACUGAUAUAACAUUUUUAAUAAAGAAUUGUGAAAAAAAAAUACAUAGUAGUAUAGUAUCAAAUGAUGAAACAGAUGAUAAAACGAAUAUAAUUGAAAAAUUAAAAAAAAAUGCAAAGAGUAGUUUAAUAUCACAACUUCAAUCGGUAUCUCAAGCAUUUCAUAAGAUACAAAAGAGUUAUAUAAAGGAGUUUAAAAAGUUAACAAAUGAAUAUGAUCAAUUAGAAACAUAUGAAAGUUGUAGUACACAAGAACAACUCUUAUAUGAACAAGAAAAUCAAGUCGUCAACUCAACAAACAUUACUAAAAGAAAUAAUGAUUUAAAAAAAAUUGCUGAUACUGUUGUUGAUUUGCAUCAUAUCUUUAAAGAAUUAUCUGUGAUGUUAGUUGAUCAAGGGUCCCUACUAGACCAAAUAGAUUACAACAUGGACAUUUCGUUAAGUAAAAGUGAAAAAGGAUUAAAUAAAUUGAAAAUUUUAGAAAAGCGAGAAAACGAAAAAAUAGCUGCCAAGUGUAUAUCCUUCCUUACCUCCUUAAUAUUUGUUUUACUAAUACUCAUCAUUUUGAAGCACGUGUACUGA
Messenger RNA from Plasmodium malariae, 912 nucleotides. Its product is annotated as syntaxin, Qa-SNARE family, putative. Lineage: Eukaryota; Apicomplexa; Aconoidasida; Haemosporida; Plasmodiidae. The transcript has a single exon. Gene Ontology annotation, cellular component: endomembrane system; membrane; SNARE complex. The record is from RefSeq and is a predicted model, not a curated record. Gene Ontology annotation, biological process: intracellular protein transport; vesicle-mediated transport; vesicle fusion. Gene Ontology annotation, molecular function: SNAP receptor activity; SNARE binding. The coding region runs from base 1 to 912 and encodes 303 amino acids.